AGACUGAUCAGUGUCUGUUUGUCUCUUAACAUUCGUUCCAUUUCAAACUCAAAAGGCUCCCGCGAAGAAACAGAAAUGGGCGAGUGAGAUCUGAGAGAUGCAUCGGCGUGAAUCCGAAGCGGAGCUUCGGUUGAAGCUCACAAGCGUGGUGGCUCGCCACCAAGAUAUGAAGACUGCAUUCACCGACCUCAAGUCUCAGAUCAACGUCGGUUUGCUUCAAGCAGAAGAAGUCUUCGCAUCGCUCGCAAUUCCCUUGAUGAAGCUGGUCGGUCUGAAGACAGAGGAGAUGGCUCAAGAGGGUCGAUUCAGUACCAUCAUCAUCAACAACAACGACUUCGAUCAGGAAGGCCGUAGAAACACAAUUGGAGCCGAAUCCUUGCCAAAAUCAUCAUCUGCCUUGGAAGGAGGUGAUCGGGAAGAAAACUACGCUGCUAAAGCAGCCAUGGCGGCGGGCAAACAGCUCUUGCAGAAGCAACAAACGCAACUAGUGCAACUUGUCCGAAUCCUCAAACAAAUUGAAUCCCAAGUCAAUUCUCGCCAGAACGACAUCCUCCACACCCUUUCCCACCACCAUGUCUCCCUCCACAAAUUCUUCCAAAACGCCAUUGUAUAUUUAUCCACCCUUCACUACUCUCAACACCAUGAGACCACCUUCGGCAUUACGCUAAAGCUCCUUCGAGCCACCUUCAACAACGUCGGUACUGUCCUAGGCUCAGUAGAGAGCAGUGUGGAGGACCUGAUGCAGGAUUUGGCUCAACUAAUGUGUGAUCCCAUGGUGGAGUAUGUGAAGGGCCUCAGGGAUGACUUGAAUAAUGGGAUAUCUGUGCGCUUGUUGGCCAUGGUGAAGGAGAUGGAAAGAGUGAUCCGAGACGGAAGGCUUGAAUUGGAGGAGGCCAGGAACAAGGUGAGGGUAGCGGAAGAGAGGAAAUUUGAGGCUUUGAGUAGGCUGACAGAAUCAGAAGAAAGAGUGAAGAAAAUGAAAGAGUACCUUAGGUCUCUCGCAGAACCCAACACGAGGGGAUCUAUGCAACGGCCUGUUGCGCAUAAGCUCUUGAGUAAGCAAGAAGCUCAUGCGAAAGAUGAGAAGCUAUUGUGGGAGCUGUUGAAAGGGAAAAGAAAGUACCAAACACCUGAGAGUCCCCUGGGACCAAAAGAGCUUCUCUUCUCUAAGAAGCACCAUAAAUCGACAACGUUGAUGCCCUCAGUCAGUCACAGGCCAAUUACUAGGACUCUUUCAAGGGGACUCGGUCCACACAGCCCACUCUUGGAUCCUCGGAUACCGUUGGGCUCCUCACCUUCGGUGGCCAUUUAGCAAGUUAUUUCACGCAAACACAUCGCUCCCUGAGUUCAUGCUUAAAGCGGCAAGCUUUCCAAUGAUUUCGAUAUGGAUGAGCAUGAAUUUUGCACUUGUCUAUGAGCCAGUAGACCUUUUCAUACUCAAAUAUUUACGCUAAUGUGCUCUAUAUUUGUCAACUUCAACUGAUGCAUGACUAAAAUAAUUAAGUACAAGUAUUGCGUUGCGUUGCGUCGUAGGAUUCAGUGACUUCGGGCUAAGGUGGUCUGCCUAUGCAUGUGAGGAGUUAUACGGCUAGGAUAAGGACCUGCCUAUUUUGGACCGUUAGAUGCAAAGCACGGUCAAGAUUUGAGAAUCUCAAAUGUUUUAGAAUCUGAGGGGAUCCUGAUCCCUUAAAAAAAGCGGAGAGCAAACUUCUUCAAAAGGUUAGUUUAAUAGAUUUUGGGGGUGAACAAUGGCCGUGACUUCGAGUUGAAUGUGAGUUUGAUAAUUUGACAGCACUAGUAAGUGGUUUGUGGUGAGAUUGAGAGUCUAAUUUGAAGUAAUGAGAUUUCAGUUGGUUCUUGCUUGUGAGGUAUAAGAGUUGAUUGAAUAUGAUUGUUAUCUU
Molecule: messenger RNA, 1901 nt
Organism: Alnus glutinosa
Lineage: Eukaryota; Viridiplantae; Streptophyta; Magnoliopsida; Fagales; Betulaceae
Exons: 5
Coding region: 98-1312 (404 amino acids)
Source: RefSeq, a predicted model, not a curated record